Messenger RNA from Bursaphelenchus xylophilus (pine wood nematode), 2850 nucleotides. NCBI's taxonomy places the organism in Eukaryota, Metazoa, Nematoda, Chromadorea, Rhabditida, Aphelenchoididae. The record is from the annotation of a GenBank genome assembly.
AUGCCGGAAGGGAUUCCCUUCGAACCUCUGAAAUUGCUGUUUUCCAUUGUUUUCUUUUUUGCCGCCAUUUCUUGCAAUUGGGCGGCAUUGGCAUAUGUCCAUGAUUUCAUUAAUCUGUAAGUUUUGUGUUGCAUUUUAGAUUGAAAAGGUUGUAAAAUACGUAUAAGGUACAAGCGCUAUUAAAAACAUUUUUUUGCAAAAAAUCAUUAUUGCAAACCGUAGGAUUUAGUCAUCGCGUGGAAUUUUCGGCUUCUCUGGUUUGACCCAUGUCUCGUAUUUUACCAGAAGAAAGCAAUUCAAAUUUUCGUAAUGUGCUCAACAAUGUUCUUCGUCGAGCGUUCCAAAAUUUCUCUUAUCAGCCACCGAAAGAUCCGAGCCGAAACAUGAGCUAACCUCAAACUUGGGUUAAUAAACCGACUAUAUUCCCCUUCUUACAGCUUUCAAAAAGAUCUCUCUUGCCUUCUCGAAUGGGGAACUCUUUGAUUUUGGAGACAGUCGGGCUCUUUGCCCGUCUCUAUACAGACUGCGGAGGGGGACGGCUCUCUUUUCUUUCAUCUUUUUUCUGUACGGCUCUCCGCUUUAUCUACGAUAUUUCUUUAACAGGCAUUUAUCGCGUUGACCUUUCAUGCCUUACCGCGGGACCCCACGAUUAGACUUUUUUACAAUCGAGACUUGUUUUUGGAAGCCCCGAUGCUAUAGUUAUCGCAUGGUCUUAUAAACUUUUAAUAUGUAUGUGAUGAAUGCCUCGUAUUUUACCAAAAGAAAUAAGUUCACUUUUUCGUAAUGUGCUCAACGAUAUUCGUCGAGCGUUCCAAAAUUUCUCUUAUCAGCCACAGAAAGAUCCGAGCCGAAACAUGAGCUAACCUCAAACUUGGGUUAAUAAACCGACGAUUAAUUCUCAUCUGUCGUUAAUAAACGGUAAUACUCUCAACUUUCCGUCAGGUAACUGCGGUUUUUGGGAGUUAAUUCUCUUCUCUUCCCGUCUCUUAACCACAAACACUUCUCUCCGUUGAGAUUCAUAACCAUCCCUUCUGCUCUAGCCGCUAUAGUCUUUUCUCCCCUUUUCUCCCGUUGAAAGCGCUUGUUUUUUCUGCCGAAAAUAAUAUGAGAGAUAACAGUCAAUAUUGAGAUCGCGGUGAGUCAGAGGAUCGAAAAAAGAGCGGGCUUAUCUGCCGGUAGAACUGACGAGACGGUAAAGAAGCGAAUUAACUCCAAGAAUGCGCUGGUUCCCAGAUGAAACUCGAGUCAUCGUUGGAAGAGAAGCGAGAUGGGAGGGCAAAUCGUCGGUUUAUUAACCCAAGUUUGAGGUUAGCUCAUGUUUCGGCUCGGAUCUUUCUGUGGCUGAUAAGAGAAAUUUUGGAACGCUCGGCGAAUAUCGUUGAGCACAUAAUGAAAGGUGAAUAUUUUUUUGUUCUUGGUAAAAUACGAACGGAUAAGCAUCAGGUUUAAAACAAGCUUUCUUUGUAGAAAAGUCGUUGGCACAUAAUUAAUCAGAAAAAAGGGUGAUUAAAAUAGGGAAAAAUACGUAUUGAAGACUAAUGUCUUAUAAUAUAACGGGUUUUCAACUGAAAACUAAUAAAUUAUUUGUACACAUACAAAACUCCAUAGUAUCCACCCCCUCAAAGCUAACAUUUAUGACAAAAUUUUUCAGUCAAGCCCUUCCGGAUAUCAGUUACAUUAUCCCUCAAAAUGAAGAAAUCGCCUUUAUGGGCGAUAUCAUUGGCUUUCUUCUCACAUUAUGCCUUGUAAUUCUCAUGAUCCUGCACAAACACCGCCAUGUUGUUAGCAAAAGGAUCUUCUUUUUGGGCGGUUGGAUCUACUGGAUGAGAUGCAUCACUCUAACCAUGACUCACAUCCCUCCAGGCUAUGUUGACGGCCGAAUUCGAUGUCAAUUUCAAGUGAAAAAUGAGGAGUUUCGGACUUUCGAUUUGUACUGGAAACGUUGGGUUACGUUGGCCAAAGGACUGGGGACCCAGGUAAAAUACGGGCGUCUCAUUCUCAUAUUUCUAGCGGGGAAAGAGAAAAAGGAAGAAAUCGGUUUACAAAACACUGAAUUGAUUUUUUGCCCGAAAAAACAAAAAAUAAUGGAAAGUCAUCAAAAACUUGGCGCAAAUGGAAAAAAAAGAUGACUAUUACUCUAAUUUAUAGGUAAAAGCAUACUAAUUUUUACUGGAGAAACAAAUAAAAAUGUUGUAGAAGCCUUCAGGUUAAUUUUGAAACCCAAAAGAUUACAUUCAUUUUCUGAAAAAUUUCCAAAAACGAGAUUUUUUGGAGAAAAUUUGGAUUUCUUAAUUUUUCUUUGUAAAAUACGUUUUCUGUUUCCCUCAUUUCCUUAAUCAUGUCUAGUCGUCGUCAACAGCAAAUCUCUAAUAAUUUAGUUAUAAAAAUUCGGGUUACUGUAACAUCUUUCAGGACGUAAACAAGCCCAUGCUGUGCGGAGAUCUCCUGUUUUCCGGCCACACUUUGAUCAUGUGUUUUAGUGCCAUGGCCGUUCGCUAUUACAUCCCGAAAAAGCUCAGGCUCAUCAGUUAUCUCACCUCGAUUAUCGCGGUAAUCGGGAUGAUCUGCAUGGUGAUUAGUCGGGCCCAUUAUUCGGCCGACGUUCUCAUCGCUUAUUGGAUCACAACCUUUGUUUUUACGUAAGAAUUACAUCUCCAAAUGCUCUGAAAAUCUCGUAAAUUGAAUUUCAGCAUCUACCAUGCGUAUAUUGAGACGUUGCCGUUUAUGCGAGAAGACACUGCGGCGAGUAAAUUAUGGCUCAUCAAGGUCGCGGAUUGGCUGGAAGAAAACGUGGACAACGACUUUUUCGAGAACAAAUUUCAACUCCCUUGCUUUUCAUGGACCAUCUAG